AUGCAUUACCGUUCCUGCCAACUGCCGUGCACAAGUCUGACGCGAAGGAAAGUGCAGCACCGUCGGACAGAUUCAGACCCAGACCCAGACCCAGUCUUGGAGGUGGCAGCUAUGGACACGCCGUCCUCUGGUUCCAGUUCCAAGUCCACGAUCCCCUCUGAGCAGGGCCAGCAGGCGAGUCGGCAGACGACCUACACCACUGUUGGCUCUAUCUUCAACCCCGAGGUCGCCAGCCAGCUACCAGCUCCUGCCCAGAGAGGUCGUGCCAAGAGGUGUCCUCCCAUCGUCUCCGACGACAUUGCUGCCCUCGACCAGUUCGUCCAGGCCAAUGCGCCUUACGAACAGCGCCAGCCCACUCCUCCGUCCACUGCUACUAUCAUGAAGGAGUAUUCCCCUCUGCAGCAGAACCGAGAACGCGCUGCCGACCCCGUUGCCGCCCUAACAUUUCAAGAGCGAAUCGCUACCGAAGCCUUGAUGAACAUGUCAAAGCCAACCACCCCUUUUCAUGAGGGGCCUCCCAGGGACAAACAUAUCCGAACUCCACAGGAUCAGGUCACACCAGUCCGAGGCGGCGGAAACGCCAGCGGCCACGAUGACCAAUGGUCCGGUAAUAUGCGCCACCACAGCGUCAAAGCUCUGACCAAUCUGGCAUCAUACCCGAAUCGUCACCAGCAGGCAGCCCAGCGAGUCCUCGAUCGCGGCCGUAAGAGUGCUCGACCUACACCUACCGGGCCUGCAGCUCACAGGGGUCGUCCUGUCACCCCCGCCUAUCACAUGCAGAACGCCAGCGGACCAGGUGGCCAAUAUUCCAGCCCUUCUAGUUCGAGUCCUUGGGGUCUUAGAGACCACAAUGAUUAUAAUCACAAUGACCACCAUCCCGCCCACGGCCACAUCAACAACACGUCCCAGCCCGGUGGCUGCUCCGGUGGGUACGGCGCGCCUCGGCCCCUGACUGCUGGUCCGCCUGGCCAGAGACAGUACAAGGCUGCCACCCUUGAGGGACCCUACCGGGCGCUGCAGACGCUUCCUCCCGUCCCGCCUCUCCCAGUCGACGAGUCUCAUUUCGAUAUAAAUCCAGAGGAACUGGUUGACUUGGCAGCCAUGGUGCGGAGCCCCGAGUACCCGAUGAAGCCUGUUGCAGCAACGAUGCCUCAACCCAGCAGCACGCACCAGCACAUGAUGCCCCCUCGGCCAGGACUAUUACAGCCAGGAAAGGCUCCGCCAGGGAUGUCACAGCCGCACAUGCCUCAGCCAGGAAUGCACCAGCCCACGAUACCUCUACCAGGAGUGCCUCAGACCACGGGACCUCCCCCAGGGCUGCCUCAUCCGGCGGCGCACCAGACAACGACGUCCCAGCCAGGAACAUUCCAACCAGCGAUGCCUCAGCCGGCAUCCCGCCCAUCCUCAUUUCAAUGUGGCCACGGAUAUGAGGACAUCAAGCAGCGCAGCUGGACGACUCCCCUACGGGAGUCUAGAGUUGCUGACCGCGUCAAACAGUACUACAACGGAGAUACCCCGCCUGGCUAUAACCCCUUGACGUGCAUUGACGCCCCCGAGGACAACUCUGACCUAAUGUCUCAGCUGCGGUCUGCAUGCAGUCGCCGUCAGCAAGUGACCGAAGAGGAGCGUCGGCGGCGGGACGCACGUCACAGGGUGGCAUUUUAUGCGGGAACGGCUGAGAUGACCAAGACCUGGGAUGAGCGAUUUGAGGAGCUCCGCCAGAGAGUUCGGAACAAGGAGCUGGGCGCCAGCGACGCGGCCACGCGCGAGGCUGCAAUUGAUGCCGCCCUCAAAUGUGACACGAUAGGCAAGCCCAAUGACUUCAACAUCGAGAUAUUCAACGACUGGCCCACCCAUGAGGUGAUCGAACCACUCCUGGGCAUGGCCUACUCGGCGCUCGGAAGAUACCUGUGUGACAGCGGUCGCCUCUCAAGCAUGCAGCAAGAGGUCAAGGACACCCAGCGGCCCGAGGAUGAUGAGAUGUGGGCCUGCACGAGAGGUUCGGACCCCUUCAUGACACCGCCAGGCCACGGCCGCCCACAGCAAGCCCAACAGACAUCCACCAACCCCCCUCAGAACAAUAAGACCUACCAACCCCGCAACGGACCCGUGAACUUCUAG
Molecule: messenger RNA, 2121 nt
Organism: Cryphonectria parasitica EP155
Lineage: Eukaryota; Fungi; Ascomycota; Sordariomycetes; Diaporthales; Cryphonectriaceae
Exons: 1
Coding region: 1-2121 (706 amino acids)
Source: RefSeq, a predicted model, not a curated record